AUUACAAAGUGGGAUGAACCUGCAGAUUUGCUUUGUGAACGACAGCGGCAGCGACAAGGACAGCGACGCCGAUGACAGCAAGACAGAAACCAGCCUGGACACACCGUUGUCACCCAUGAGCAAGCAGAGCUCGUCCUACUCCGACAGAGACACGACGGAGGAAGAGUCAGAGUCCCUCGACGACAUGGAUUUCCUCACCAGGCAAAAGAAACUUCAAGCUGAAGCCAAAAUGGCCUUGGCUAUGGCGAAGCCCAUGGCCAAAAUGCAGGUCGAGGUGGAAAAGCAGAACAGGAAGAAAUCGCCGGUAGCGGAUCUU
Messenger RNA from Antrostomus carolinensis (chuck-will's-widow), 316 nucleotides. Its product is annotated as schwannomin-interacting protein 1. Gene Ontology annotation, biological process: positive regulation of hippo signaling. The annotation marks the transcript as partial. The record is from RefSeq and is a predicted model, not a curated record. Gene Ontology annotation, cellular component: plasma membrane; cell junction. NCBI's taxonomy places the organism in Eukaryota, Metazoa, Chordata, Aves, Caprimulgiformes, Caprimulgidae. The transcript is spliced from 2 exons.